Molecule: messenger RNA, 3761 nt
Organism: Sitodiplosis mosellana (orange wheat blossom midge)
Lineage: Eukaryota; Metazoa; Arthropoda; Insecta; Diptera; Cecidomyiidae
Gene: ytr
Product: U4/U6.U5 small nuclear ribonucleoprotein 27 kDa protein
Exons: 3
Coding region: 910-1443 (177 amino acids)
Biological process (GO): RNA splicing
Cellular component (GO): precatalytic spliceosome
Source: RefSeq, a predicted model, not a curated record
AUGCGGCGUAUUCUCUCAUUCGAUUUUCAUUACCUCAUUCCGUUUGCCGUUGUUGCGUCGUGCACGAAUGGGUUUGCGAGUGUGUGCCCGUGUAUUUGCGUCUCGAUGUGUUUGUGUUGUGCGCUCAAGUUGAAUGUGUAUGCAGUACCAAUGUUCUCUUCAGCAUUUAGUUCCGUCAGAUUAGAUCAUAAAUGUAUUCUUAGCUUCAAAAUAUACGUGCAUUCGACCUCAUCACAUCGUUACACCUAUUCAAAAACCGAUUUGUCUUAGAUGGCGACAGUUGUACACAUUGUCCCAUUCAAAUCCAAUUGGAUUUAUAGAGACUCAAAAAUGGUUCCAUGAUAAAAAGCAAAAUUUUACAGCAAAAUUUUACUGUUAAUUUCAUUUCUGGAAAAUAGAUUCGUCCAUUGUUGACUGCAAACGGUUGGUCCAGUUCAAAAAUCAAUAUUCUAACGAGCCAAAGUUUGGUUUUGCGUUGAACGUAUUCAUCGCGCGAUUUAUGUGUGUGUAUGCGUGCAUGUGACUAUGUCAACCCGGUUUGCUAUGAUGAUUGUUUUUGAGCAACAGAAUAGGAGCAAAAAAAAUGGCGGCCAUGUAUCUGUGUUCGUGUGCAUCGGCACAGUUUGAGCAACAACAGAAUGACAUUUUGGUAUUGGCAUACGAGCAGCUCGGAUCGAUAGACGAGUGUGGUGCAGCGCGUGUGUGUGGCGCUUUAAUUUUUUUUCGAUAAAUAAAGCAGUGAAUUAUGAGUGAACUGCAUUUCUAAAUACUUUUUUCAUUUAGUUUUCUUAGUUUCUGUAUCAAUUUCUGGUGUGUGGCGUUGGGGUAGAAGAAGCAAAACCGAAAUCGAAACAAUUUUUGAAUUGCAUCCAUUGUAAAUUGUAAUUAAGACAAAGACGUGUACGAAUAAUGGGUCGAUCACCCUCACCUCGGCGUCGUGAAAAGAUGCGAGAGCGCGAGUUUCGGGCACGAAAACGGUCAAGAGAUCGUGAGGUGCGUGGUGGUGGUGAACGAGAUGAACGUGACAGGGCUGACAGAUCACAUCGGUCAAGAGAACGAAGUCCGCGUGGACGUGACCGAAGCAGGAGCCGAGAACGAACAGAUAAAGAUCGAACAGUGACGUCACGGCCAUAUGAAAAAGACCGAGCCAAAUCGUCGAGAUCUGGUCGGCGCGGCCAUGAUGCCGGCGGCAGCAGUGGUGCUAGCGGAUCGAAUGCAGUUGCGGGCGAUCGACCCAUUGUUUCGGAUGCGGAUCUUGAGGGAAAAUCACCGGAAGAACAGGAAAUGAUGAAAGCAAUGGGCUUCUGUGGAUUCGACACAACCAAAGGCAAAAAAGUGGAUGGCAACGAUGCCGGUGAAGUGCACGUUAUUCUCAAACGCAAGUAUCGACAAUACAUGAAUCGCAAAGGUGGUUUCAAUCGGCCACUGGAUUUCGUUGCCUAAUUUCAUAGUUUAUUUCCACGUUCAUUGGUUCCAUUGGUGUUAGAUAUGUCUUUUGCUCGUUGCAAAGGAGAUACAAAAAACACACAAAAUCGAUUGCAAUUCAUUCAAAAGAACAAAUUUUCCCUCUCGACGAAUUUUCGUUUUUCGCGACAAAACUUUUCUUUUUUCUACACAGAAAAUCAUCAAAAUUUCGAAAUCUGCGAUGAUACAGAUAAUUUAAUUGUAACGCAGCCUUAUCAUAGCCUCAGAUUCCAUUCAACAGUUAACUCCAUUUUGUUUAUGUUCAACUCAAUUCAUCUUAUAUUAUUACAUCCGUUACAGUAAGAAUAAUCCAUAAUAUUUAAACCGCCUUGUUAUCGCAUCACAAUCAUACGCAUCUUGGUCGAUGAUUGUUUUUUUUUUCUUUAUGAUUAAUUGAAUGCGAUGCUGUUUGGUGGCAUUUCAUUUGAAUGGCUAGCCAAAGAAAAAUUGCUUGUAUACUUCCGUCGAACAGGGAAACAGAUACACUCUGCCAUGUAGCCUUCAUUUGCAAUCCAUUCAAAUCGACUGACAUCCAAAUUGGAUCGACUUCAACGGGUAUAUUUAUAUAAUAUUUACACUGUUUUUUUUCGGGUUUUAUACACAUACAAACAAUCAUAGAGAAACAACAACAACAACAAAAAAGCAGAGAAGAAACAAGAGAGACUGAACCAAGACAAUUUUUAUUAAACGUCUUUGUCUAUCUCUGCAGCAGGUUUUCCAUAUUUUUUUUUGUAUAAACAAUUCAAAUGAACCAUAUUGAAAUUAUUUACACAGUACAAUAGAACGGGUUUACAUACAUACACACACACAACAUUAAGCUGAUUUUGUGCGCUGGACCUCUGAUGUGGAGCCAUUUGUACGAAACAUUCGUAAUUUAUUCGGAUAGAAAAGAAGAAAAAAAAAACCAGAGCAAUUGUUAUGACCAUUUAUUUAAAUGGUUUGAAAGGAUUGUUCAAAGAGUGAUGAAUGGGUCAUUUCCGCCUGGAAACAACCGAUGCAACUGACAACAAUCAGCUUGAAUGAAUGUUUCCAGAGAAAAUGAUCCCCUUAUCUCUUUGUUUGAUUACGUUUAAAAAUGAAUUGUCUUUUCAUUGAACAUUUUUUGAAUGUUACAUUUUCAGUUAAUGCUUUUUGCAUCAAUUUGAAUUAAUUUUUUUCCAUUUCGUUUAAUUUUUAUGCAAAAGUUCCAAAAGAAUCAUUCACAUCAAUUUAAAUCAAAAUUCUGGUGGAAAUUUCAAUCAAUUCAAAAUUUGUCACAAAAUCAGCUGAAAAUUUGCAAUAGCCAGGUUUACACACACACACACACACACAACUUUUUUACAAUAGUCAACACAGUUAAAUAAUUAUAUUCAAAUAAUACCGGUAACAAGAACAUACAAACAACAGCAACAACAAUAACAAUAAAAAACAAACAAUAGAUUUUAAGUGUUUAAAGGACAAAACUACAUAGAAUAACUCUUAUAUAAUAAUUUAAACAGAAAAAUCCGUUAUAAAUAACUAUUUGAAACAGAAACAAAAUGCGCCCCAUAUUUACACCAUACAGAAAUAGAACAAUAAAAUGGAUUAUUUUCAAUAGCCAACCACACACACACACACACUCAAACGCACACAAACAAAAAAUGAACAUGCAAUAGCCAGGGAUUUGUUAUUUAGUCUAACCAAUUUAAAGAUGAGAGUUAUAUUUUUUGAACAAUCAAACCACAAAAUAAUGCAUUCACAACACAGUCGAUAAGUUUAGCAUAAAAUAAUUGAGAAAUUAUGGAAACCAACACAAAUCACAAAAAAUAGUACCUCAUUGUUAGAACCGUUGUUCGACCAGCAGCAGCCUUUCCAUUCUUAAUUCUUCUUUACUAGUGUUUUUUUUGUUUCACUUCGUUUUGAUACGAUGACCAAUUAUUAAUCAUGUUUUUUUUACGUUUUGUUGGCCAUUCUUUUCUUCUGCCAUUUUUUUCCCAGUUACAAAACAAACACAACAAUACCAGUUAAUCGUUCAAUAUUACUUUUGUCGCAUAAUUUUUUGUGAUUUCAACAUGAAAUGAAAUGUGCAAAAUUCCAUUUGGGAAAUCGAAUUGAAAACGACACACGCAGUUGAUUCAAUUCAACCAUUAUUGUUCACUUUUGAUCAACAAUUCAAUCGGAGAAGCUAAAGACAAUAUGAAAUUCGAAAAUUAACGAUUAAAAAGAAUUCAACUUUUUCUAAGUUAUAAGCAUAAAAAAUAAGUAUUGUAAGUCUUUAGCUUCAAUGUAUUUAUAAUAUUUUAAGUAUGGAAUCUUAAAUAAAAAAUUUUGAAGUACAA